AUGGCCAGGAUAUCGCUGCUCGGCUGGCUGGCCUGGUCCCUGCCUGCGCAGCUGGCAGGCACAUGCCUCCGUUGCUGGCCAGAUGCCGUGGUCUACUUUGGCUACGACUCCUAUUUGCUGCUUGGCCAGGACUCAGAGGCCACCAAAAACUUGGGGAAGCUUUUCAUAGGCAGUGCUGAAGACCAUGGCAGACACUAUUUGGAACGGGAAGAUAUGGAGCGUGAGGCUGGGACUCUCUUUCUCCACCUUGAAGAGAUUAUCAAGAGGAGUGGGAAAGAUCAUGGCAGCCUUAUGAGGGAGGCAGAGGAGGAAAAGAAGAAUUUUGUCAAGCGAAUGGAAGAGGCAUCUAAGGCCUUUGUGAAGGAAGUCUGCAGCCUUUCCUGUGCUAAGUCCCGGUACCGACCCUACGAAGUGGCACAGUGUUCAAACUGCCAGCUUAUCAAAGUUUCCUGCCUCGACCCCUUUGUAUGUGCAGGGCCCAAUGUCAUUGCAGCAGUGCUGGUGACCCUGCUGCUCUUGCUUGGUAUAGGAGCAGCAUGGUGGUAUCGCCGUCGCAAACAGAAGGAGCAAGAAAAAGACAAAUCUUCAGAUGAGGACAGCUCAAGGAGUUCUGAGUGGAGCUCUGAUAGUUCAGAGAAGGCGGAUGCCAGUCCAAUAUAUGCGGAAGUUCCAAACAGCCCCAUAUAUGAUACUGUCCCAACAUAUGCUAACGUCCCAGUAUAUGCUAAUGUUCCAAACCCUCCAGAAUUCACCAUCCCAAGCCCUCCACCCUUUGAUUAA
Messenger RNA from Zootoca vivipara (common lizard), 780 nucleotides. RefSeq lists its product as uncharacterized. Lineage: Eukaryota; Metazoa; Chordata; Lepidosauria; Squamata; Lacertidae. The record is from RefSeq and is a predicted model, not a curated record.